AAUGACUGUGGGGGGAAGAUUAUGGCAAAACAGACAAGGUACAUGUCUCUUCGCUCUAACAAUGGGAAUCUUUGUCCACAAGGUAGCCCAGCUGACUAUCUAGUUACCGCCUUUCUUUGGAUUGGUGGAUACAUUUCAUUCUUGUAAUCUCUUUGAAUAUUUGAUUAGGGUUUUGGACGUCAACCGCAUGCAUUCAAUGAAGAGCGAUGUAUGCUACUAGCCUCAUGGCAUAAAUAUGUAUAGCCAUCUCGAGACAACUCCGAUAUGAAGUGUUUUUUUCUCAAAGUUGCUGGGAUGUCACGUGUCCUAUAUUUUUAUUUAACUAGGCAAGUCAGUUAGGAACAAAUUCUUAUUUACAAUGACCUACCCCGGACACACCCUAAUGACACUGGGCCAAUUGUGCGCUGCCCUAUGGGACUCCCAAUGACGGCCGGUUGUGAUACAGCCUGGAAUCGAAACAGGGUCUGUAGAGACGCCUCUAGCACGGAUAUGCAGUGCCUUAGACCGCGGAGCCCCAAAAUAUCAAUAUUAUAUCAGUACACUCGUAACAACUUAAGCAUUACGAAACUUAUAUUUGAUCAAAUAAACCUCACGUAGCAAAUAAACCAUUCAUUAUUUUGUUGACCAAAAUUGACAAUCUCAUUGUCCUCUAUGGGCUCCCGAAUGGCGCAGUGGUCUAAGGCAGUGCAUCUCACGGCCGGUGUAGGCCGUUAUUGUAAUUAAUCAUUUGUUCUUAACUGACUUGCCUAGCUAAAUAGAGGUUAAAAUAAAAACACAACAACUUCUUGCUUGGUGGGCGAAAAAACGCAAUUUGCUGGAGGGAGCCAGAUUUUCCGCAGAGUUGGGCCUCUCUUUUUCUCUUCCUGCUGUAGGUUGGUUGAGACCAGGGGUGUAUUCAUUACGGAAACCGUUAACCGUUCAAGAACCAAACGGAAGCCACAAAGACAACUGAACAAAACGGGGAGGGGCAUACCUGCAUUUGUCCAAUAUAAGUUGUCCGUUUGGAGUAAAAGUAGACGAAACGUUUUGCAAAGGAAUCAGCACAAGGAAUAGCUACACCCCCAGAAAUAAAAAUCGUUUCCUUGGUUCGCGGCGUGUAGAGACAGAAUGUGUUCUCGAACGAGGCUAAAUUCUGAAUGCUGUCGUGCCAAAAUGGGAUGCAACUUUUGUCAAAUUGAUGUCUAAAGUUAUUUUUUGUUUUGCAUUUUAGUUCACCCUAACCAUAACCUAAUUUGAUAAGUCAAUUUUGACAAAAGCUGUAUAUUUUCUAGACAAAACCACAGAACGUAAUAUAAAUUCCGAGAAUGUAAACGCGAUUUAUAUCACAUAAUAUGUGACCUGGUGGAUUUGUUGUUACUCUUUUCCUUAUCGUUUACCUGUCAGUGCUUAUGUGGAAUAAAGUUGAUGAAUCGAAGAUAUGAUGCUGUCUACACACCAUAAGGGAUGAAGUAACUGGCAAAACAAUGUUGAUCUGAUUUCAAAUACAUUAGUUAAGGAUAUCAUCAGAAAGGGAUGUUCGAGAUGGACAGGGUAGCUCAUGCAGAAGAUGAGCCCAGAGGAGGGACUGGGUUAGUGGAUGCCUUUAAGAUCCUCUCUAAGGUCCCAUACGAGAGACAGCUAAGCCUGACUUUCAAGUUGGGUGAUAGCCUGGCCGAGGAGCUGGUACAUGCCAUGUCUCUCAUCCGCCUCGGGAAGAGGUCAGAGGCACUGAACAAGCUCCAGGCUUUGGGGGACAACAACAUAAUUGCUAACCAUCUGGCUGAAAAGGUGAGAAUGUGUGGAGUCAAGUUGGAGGACUUAACAGUGAGCAUUGUUCCUUUCCAAGAGUGUACCGUGGGCACCUUAGCAGACCUAGCGAGGAUUUUCAAGGUGUUGGCUGAGGAGAGGUUGUGUGACUCAUCUCUGAGGGAUUUGGCUUACCAGACAGCUCUAGCCACAUUCAAGAACAAGAACAGUGGUGAAGAGAGUUCAGAAUCAGAAUACAUACAGAUGCAGCUGAGAGAAGAAGCCAACAGGGUCUGUGGGCCUCAGAUUGAGGACACAGUUGGGGGGAUGUGUUUCCCUAAGGACUCCUCAUCAGGCCUUUGCUCCAUCCCGACGCUGGACCAAGGGAGCACAGCUUUACAAAAACCAGGCUUUCCCAAUCAGACAAGAAGUGGUCACAGUCCGCCGUCCUCCCUACGGGAUGACACCUCCAUAUGUUCCUACCCUUCUCACUUGGAGAUCAGUGUAUCUGAAACAGUUGGCUUUAAAACAAGCAACACCCCAGCCUCCUCCAAUGAGGAGCCAUCCCAGCCUCCUCCAAUGAAUUUGGAGCCCGUACAAUCACCUGUUACACAUUAUGGUACAAAUACAGGAGAUGAAGGUGCAUUUAAAUACUUUUCCAGGGUUACGUCUCGGGAUACACCACCCACACAAGAUGUGCCUAAGCCUGUUAAAGGAGAAAUGGACAGAGUUACAAGUGUUGCAGUGUCUUGUGAACACAGAACAGGGUCAGAGGUGAGAGUUUCACCCCUUUCUCCUGGCAAUUUCACUCCAGUUCAGACUAAGUUCGAUAACCCUGAGAGUCCAAACGCACAUUCCAUACCAUGCCCAAAAAAUAACCUUGUGGCUCCCUCAAACAACAAUAGGCCAACUUCUCAUCCAACUACCACUGAACCAGUGUCAGCAAGUGCUCCAUUGAAAACCCCAAAUCAGGAGGAGGAGGAGGAGGAAGUGUUUUUCUCCUUUGUCAUCCUGCAUGCAGCAGAGGAUGUGGAUAUGGCUGAGAAGUUUAAAGAGGAACUAGAGUCUAUAGUUGGUGGUGAAGGAGCAACCUUCUCUCAGGACUUUGCCAUCCCAGGCAGGAACACCCUCAUGUGUGUGGAGGAUGCCAUCAACAAUUCAGCCUUCACUAUUCUGAUGCUUACUCGCAACUUCAACACCCGUCUGCUGGAGGUAGAAACCAGUUCUGUGCUCAUGAAUGCCAUUGAGAACCUGCACAAAUACAACACUGUCAUCCCUUUUCUGCCACAGGAGAACCGUAUGCCCCGAGAGAACAUGCCCAAAGUUCUGAGGAUCUUUAUUCCGUUAGAGGAAGGUAAUGCCUUUGAGAGAAAGGCAAAAAGGGCCAUGGCUCCAGCAAGGAUUGCUAAACAGAGGAGGUUGUGGUUGAGCGAGCAGGCAGUGAGGGCGCAGGUUAGGAGACAGGAGAGAUUACGACUAGAGGAAAGGCUUCAAAUGGAUUUAAUUCGUGGUCAGGAGACGGAAAGAAUGCAGAGAUAUUUGUUGCAACAACAACUUUCCAAUCAACCCUCGACUCCCGCAAUGCCCCACUUUACUACUGAUCCAUUUUUAGGAAGUACACCUAGAAAUGUGUCCAAUAUGUCAGUGACACCACUGCAACAUGGGUGGAGUCACCCACCAGGAAACAUCCACAUCCAGAAUGCUCGCUAUAUCAUGUUUGGGAAUGACUCUAAAAUGACUGUCGGACAAGGAGGGGACAGCAGUGGGGAUGAAGAGGACAGGUUCUAAAUUGAAUAUGAUGUAAUAAAGAAGAGGGUUAAAUGUGGUCUUGUGAAAGCUAGUUAUUCUGGAGUAAUCAUUUAGGAGUAUAUUACACUUUUGGGACAGCUAUCCUGUUUAUUUUCUUCUUGAUGGCCAUUUUGUCUAUUGAUGGUGUUUUUGUAUUGAGUAUGAUCAUAAUUCAAUGUUACAUUAGUUGAUUACUUAAACAAAUAAUUUCUGAUGCCCUGUUCCAUUUAUGUGAAAGUUCUCAUUUUGAAUCAACUGUCAUCGCUUGCAAAAGCUGUCAUUUUAAAUCUGGAGACAAACGUGCAGUCUCAGGUACACUGAGAAUGAGGGGAUUGGUGCAAACUGGUGAAUAGGUAAUAAGAUACGUUUGUUGUGGUUUAAUAUAAUUGUUUCUCUUUUAAAAUGAUGUGUUUUUUUUUCAUUGUGUUCAAUUACUUCUGAUAUGUAAUGAAUACAUAAGGCUCCAGUUCCUCUUUUCACCUGAACCUAUUUGUUGAUACUGUGUUUAACUAACAAGGCCAACUAUGUUUGGAUCACCAAUAGAGCAGCAUAAAGGAAUUCAAGCAUGAUUACAUUUUAUUCAAUCAAUAGUCUAGAGGUGCAUAACAUUUGAUAUAAAAUACAAACAACAAAGAUUUUGAUAAAUGCAGAGUUGGUAGAAAUGUCAGUGAAUGUGCAUGGGUAAAACAUGUAGUGUAUGAGAGAGCAAAAGAAACAAGAAGUUUAAUGUAGUCAGACAUGUAUCUGUAUCUGUUUUCUGAUUGUAAUAACCUUUACAACAGGUUGGUAAAAUACAUUUAUUUUAAAAUACUGGCUAAGGGAAUAUAAUGUUCUUGAAGACUGGGGACCUCCAUUGGCAGCCCGGCAGGGAGUAGAGCGGAUGCAGGCUCACUAACACACUAUUACAUGACUCCUUUUCCCCGGUCAUGCACACAUGAUUUGGGCCAUGUUUGUCCCAGCUAUGCAGUCUCCAUGUGGGUUUCAUGGGCCAAUCAUAGCACCAUCUCUCCGGUCGCAUACAUUUACAUUUUACAUUUAAGUAAUUUAGCAGACGCUCUUAUCCAGAGCGACUUACAAAUUGGUGCGUUCACCUUAAGACAUCCAGUGGAACAGCCACUUUACAAUAGUGCAUCUAAAUCUUUUAAGGGGGGAGGGGGUGAGAAGGAUUACUUUAUCCUAUUCUAGGUAUUCCUGAAAGAGGUGGGGUUUCAGGUGUCUCCGGAAGGUGGUGAUUGACUCCGCUGUCCUGGCGUCGUGAGGGAGUUUGUUCCACCAUUGGGGGGCCAGAGCAGCGAACAGUUUUGACUGGGCUGCGCGGGAACUGUACUUCCUCAGUGGUAGGGAUAGCAUAGUUCUGUCAUAAGAGUCCAGGAACCUCUCGAUUGGGUAAUAAGUUCCCAGAGAUCCCACCACCUCCAUGGAGCCUCUGUGAGUGAUAGAAAGGCAAAGUCCAGUCCACAAACGCAGUAGUGUCAUAAUAACCUCUAGGUUCCUGUGGAGGGUACUGUGGCUUCAUCCAGCCCCAGGAUCCAUGCAGCCCACUUCUACCCCCACAGUGCCUCUCCCGAUGGCUACAGCCUAGCUCGGUCCAGGACCAGCCCAGAGAGCCAGCUGUACUGUACCCGUCCUCCAGCUCCCUCUGGUGCCUGCUCCUCCUGGCCUUCCUGUGCUGGCUGAAGUCCCCCAACAGGAAGUUUCCCAGGUGGGCUGGGUGGAUGCCCCAAUGGUGGCCCUUCCAGUCCUCGUAGCGGCCCACCUUGAUUUAUAGUUUAAUACAAUUUUGACUAUAUAUAUAUUUUAAUACAUAGGUUAUACAGCCAAUACCUAGUUUAACUAUCAAGGAUAAAGCAAUUACUUAUUUCCAAUGAUGGUCCUUUUAUACAGAACAAAAAUACAAAUGCAACAUGUAAAGUUUUGGUCCCAUGUUUCAUGAGCUGAAAUAAAAGAUCCCAAAAAUG
This is a messenger RNA of Oncorhynchus nerka (sockeye salmon), 5471 nucleotides long. RefSeq names its product TIR domain containing adaptor molecule 1 (gene ticam1). NCBI's taxonomy places the organism in Eukaryota, Metazoa, Chordata, Actinopteri, Salmoniformes, Salmonidae. Gene Ontology annotation, molecular function: protein kinase binding. The transcript has 2 exons. Gene Ontology annotation, biological process: response to exogenous dsRNA; positive regulation of natural killer cell activation; positive regulation of canonical NF-kappaB signal transduction. The coding region runs from base 1513 to 3513 and encodes 666 amino acids. The record is from RefSeq and is a predicted model, not a curated record.